Messenger RNA from Rana temporaria (common frog), 575 nucleotides. RefSeq names its product uromodulin-like. The coding region runs from base 36 to 575 and encodes 179 amino acids. Lineage: Eukaryota; Metazoa; Chordata; Amphibia; Anura; Ranidae. The record is from RefSeq and is a predicted model, not a curated record. The transcript is spliced from 4 exons.
UUCAAGUUCCUUCACCGAUUUCACUUGUCCGUUGAAUGACUUUGAUUUCCUUACAGACCUGCAGCCCUCAAUCCAGAUCACAGAUUAUCCAGCCAAUUGCAGUGGCUGCGUCUGUAUACUGUGGAAGUAUUACCUGUGCUGAUGAUGAGUAUUGUGACAAUGAUGCUGUCUGCCAGUGUAAUUCAACUCUCUAUCCAUUCAUACGAGGAAGCCUUCCCUCUCCAAAUUUUACUUGUACUGGAGCAUAUUUUAAUAUACAAGUGUCAAAAUGUUGGUUGGAAGCAAACGGUUACAAUACAUCUGAUAUCAGGCUGAACAGCACCGAGUAUUUUGCAGUAAGGGAGGUUGUGAGUGGAACAUCGGAGAUGAGCAUUUAUCGUCCAUUGAUAGCCUCUGACUGUAACACUGAAGCUGUGGUGAAUGCGACUCAUGUCACCUACAGUAACCAGCUGUAUAUUUUUGCCAAGACGGAUCCGAUUACAACACGAAAUGACGUCGCCAUGAAUAUUUCCUGCUCUUACUCUCUGAAUAUGAAUGUCAUUCUUAAUGUGACUCUGCACCCAAUAAUCGGGUAA